This is a messenger RNA of Acanthosepion pharaonis, 2061 nucleotides long. NCBI's taxonomy places the organism in Eukaryota, Metazoa, Mollusca, Cephalopoda, Sepiida, Sepiidae. The record is from the annotation of a GenBank genome assembly.
AUGACUCUCUUCAUAUCUAUCUAUCUAUCUAUCUAUCUAUCUAUCUAUCUAUCUAUCUCAGUCUCUUCAUUUCUGUCUAUCCCAGCCUGUUCAUAUCUAUCUAUCUAUCUAUCUAUCUAUCUAUCUAUCUAUCUAUCUAUCUAUCUAUCUAUCUCAGCCUGUUCAUAUCUAUCUAUCUAUCUAACUAUCUAUCUAUCUAUCUAUCGCAAUGAUUUAAUGUCUGCCUCUUUCCCUCUAUUUAGUAUCUUCCUUUUGCAUUUUUUCUAUUAUUUUAUUUUUCGGGUCCUUUUUUUUCCUCAUUACAUUCGCUCUUUCUCUUGUGGGUUUCUCUCUCUCUCUCUCUCUCUCUCUCUCUCUUUUCUGUCAAAUCAAUUAACCAUUUUUUCACGCUAUUUCUUUUUUUUCUUUAUACUUAAUUCAUUUCUUUUUCCUUCUUUCUCUCAAAUCACAUACGCUUAUUCCCUUCUAAUUCGGAUCUCCACUCUUUCUUUUCCUUUCACACGAAUUAUUUCUUGUCUGGUUACUAUGAUACAAGUUUAUGUAUUUCUUCUAUAUUCUUCAUCUUCUUCUUCUUUACAUCCUAUUUCUUUUUCUUCUUCACAUUCUUCUUCCUCCUCUUCUUCUUCACAUUCUAUUUCUUCUUCUUUUUUAUAUCCUAUUUCUUUUGCUUCUUCUUCUUUUUCCCAUCCUUCUUCUUCCUCUUCUUCUUCACGUCCUAUUUCUUCUUCUUCUUCUCCUUCUUCUUCUUUACAUUGUAUUUCUUUUUCUUCUUCUUUUUCACAUUCUUCUUCCUCCUAUUCUUCUUCACAUUCUAUUUCUUCUUCUUCUUCUUCUUCUUUUUCACAUCCUUCUUCUUCCUCUUCUUCUUCACAUUCUAUUUCUUCUUCUUCUUCUUCCUCUUCUUCUUCUUCUUCUUUUUCACAUCCUUCUUCUUCCUCUUUUCUUUACAUCCUAUUUCUUUUCUUCUUCUUCUUUUUCACAUCCUUCUUCUUCCUCUUCCUCUUUACAUCCUAUUUCUUCUUCUUCUUCUUCUUUACAUCCUAUUUCUUUUUCUUCUUCUUCUUCUUUACAUCCUAUUUCUUCUUCUUCCUCUUCUUCUUUACAUCCUAUUUCUUUUUCUUCUUCUUCUUUUUCUCCUUGUAUAUUAUUCUUCUUCUCCUCCUCUUUUUCUUCUUCUUCUUUUUCACAUUUUUCUUCCUCCUCUUCUUCUUCGCAUCCUAUUUCUUCUUCUUCUUCUUUACAUCCUAUUUCUUUUUCUUCUUCUUUUUCACAUUCUUCUUCUUCCUCUUCUUCUUCACAUCCUAUUUCUUCUUCUUCUUCUUCUUCUCUUCCUCAUCCUUCUUCUUCAUCUCCUCCUCCUUCUUCAUCUCCUUCUUCUUCUUCCUCUUCACACCCUUCUUAUUCUUCACAUCCUUCUACUUUUUCUUCCUUUUCUUCUUCUGUUUACUGUUAGGUCGACCUUUUCUCUUUCUCUUUCUCUUUCGUCUGCACAUUGUUUCUCUUUUAUCUUUCUCUCUCUCUCUUUAUCUCCCACCGAUUCACAAUCACAAAUUAUAUAUCUAUCUACAUUUUAAUGUCUUUUCUCGCCUAUUCUGUGCCAAUAUAGAAUCGAUCAAGCCUCAGCUACGGUUCGGAUCCACGAGAGACAAUCGAAAGGCAAGAGGCCCUUCUGGAGACGGUGUUGAAGAUUAUUUGUUUUGGCAACGACACGACGAAGGUCAUAAGGGGAGCCUUCUUCCAGACAAUAUCGAAUAUAGAUUCUUUCCUCUAAGCCUUGCGUUGCAGAAGAUAGCGUGCACGCGAAUAAGAUACUUGUUUCACGCUGAUUUCAAAAGGCUCCCUGAUGUCAUCUUUGGAGAGCAACUUAACGAUCAUGCCAUCCCGAAAGAGAUGGAUGGUAUUUACAAACGUCUGCCGGCACGCGAUGCACUCACAUCCAACUGCAUAUCUGCCAGGCAUUGCUUGAACGUAUCACUCUUAGGAACGGACGAUGAGUCGUUUUGCGACUCUAAUACACCCUUUGCAAUCAAAGCUUCAACGUCGAGCCUGGCCAGUACCUAG